AUGCACGUGUUCGUUGUGCCAGCGUCACCUAAAACGGGGCAGGCCACGAUCCGAGCCCUCCUACACGACGCAUCCCGUCCGUCCGUAACGGGGGUUUACAGAGACUUGGGAAAGGUACCUGCCGAGUUCCGGGACCAUCCGCAGUUCACGGCCGUCGAGGGCGACGUCGCCGAUGUCGGGACCCUCCGGCUCGCCGGCGCGGACGCCGUGGUGACCAUCACGCCGCCGCUGUACUCCGACGCCGAGCCGCUCGCGAGGGCGCGGGAGAUGGCGGCGAAUGUCAAGUUCGCCGUCGGGCGGACGAGCGGGUCUGUGAGGCGCCUGGUGUACGUGUCCAGCGUCGGGGCUGGCUUAGAACAUGGCACGGGCGAGAUCAAGACGAACUACGAGGCCGAGCAGGCCCUUGCAGGCGUUGCGCCGGAGGUGGUCUUUGUCCGGUGCGCCUACUUCAUGGAGAACUGGUCGGCGGCGCUCGAGACUCUCAAGGCCGAGCCGCCGUUCUUCCACUCCGUGGUGUGUCCCGAAGACUUUGAGAUCCCCAUGGUGUCGGUGAGAGACGUCGGCCAGACAUGCGCGGCACAGGCGCUCGGCGCGGGCUCGCCGCUGCGAUGCAACCCUCACGUCUUCGACCUGCAGGGCCCGCGGUCGUACUCGACGCGGGACGUGCAGAGGGCGUUCGAGGCGGCGACGGGGAGACGACGGGUCGAGAUCAGGAUGGUGGAGCACGGUCAGCUCGAGGGGUUCUUCGCCCAGGUCUUCCGGGAGCCGAUGGCCAGCAUGUUUGCGGAGAUGACGAGGAGUUUCCUGCCGGGCGGGAUCAUGGCGGCGGAUGCGUACGAGGGGACCGACGUGCAGAGGGGGACGGAGACGCUGGAGAAAAUCGUGAGGGAGAUGUUGGCGGGUUAA
This is a messenger RNA of Colletotrichum destructivum, 906 nucleotides long. RefSeq names its product Putative NAD(P)-binding domain, NAD(P)-binding domain superfamily. The coding region runs from base 1 to 906 and encodes 301 amino acids. NCBI's taxonomy places the organism in Eukaryota, Fungi, Ascomycota, Sordariomycetes, Glomerellales, Glomerellaceae. The record is from RefSeq and is a predicted model, not a curated record. The transcript is spliced from 3 exons.